AUGGGCUCCAUAUUUUCAUCAACCAACUCACCCGAGUCUUCGAAGCCAGAGCGUCCUUAUGAUGGCCCGAAUCGAUACCCGUAUGUGCGUAACGGCCAGCUUGUCCCUGCCGAAGCGAAUCCCACCAUUUGGUACGAGAGCUUGUUUGAGGCUGCGGACUGCGUACAACACCAAGACACAGACAAAGUCAUCAUAUUCACCCCCAUCUGCGAUGAAGACAACGGCGAAUAUCCAGACCCCAGAUCGAGGCAUGGCUGGCCCAUCAAGCGCUUGCGAAAGGCGUACGAGCUCCUCGGUGGACCACACCCACGGAUUGUUCGGUAUAUCGGUGCGCUAUACAGCACUUCGGGUGAUGGUGUAGUCGUUGAGAAGCUGGUACCAGGCCAACUCAAGAGGGUUGAAGUGCCUGCGAUGACAGUGCCUGUGGUAGCGCAAACGAUGUCGCACGACGAUAAGAUCAUGCUAUCGCUGUAUUACCGAUGGGCGAUACAGGCACUCUCCGCCUUCCGGUUCAUGCAUGCUAGAUCCAUGGUCAUUGGGUUCUUCUCAUCGCAACUCGUGUGGAUACGCCCGGACUUCUCGCUCGCAGUGGGUGGAUUCAUCAGCGCCACUGCAACAGAGAUCGAGGACGAGUUCUGGAAAGAUGCUGCCGAAUGUUCGAAAGCAAUACGACAAGAGUCCGGUUUACCAGAACCAUGUGAUCCGGAUAACAUGGCAUCGGACUAUAACUGGAGCGACGGACUAACCGUACACCCGCACUUUAGCUUCUAUUGGGCCACUUUCGUCUGGCGGCUUAUGACGAACGACUUCACUGCUAUAUCGCCAUCGCGUCGUGGGCCUCGUGGUGGACUAUGGGAACCUACGUAUCCUAUGGAAGGAGGCCACACGAUUGAAGAUGCGCCAGAUUUGUCCGAGAUCAUGCGUGAGAGAGAACGGCGCAAGAUUUUCCAGCAGCUAGAGAGAGCUAGACUGGGACAUGUCCUGUUCGGUGCUUGGAAUGAACAGUAUAGUACCGUGGAUGAGGUCGUGCGUGACGUUGAGUUGGCAGCAGCUGAAAUGGGCAUAACCAUUUCUGGCGAUGAGGUUGACAUCGGGGAAAAGUGGGAAGAUGUGUUCGAGUUCAAGGACGGGAAGCUGGGUUUCAAAGUUUGA
Alternaria novae-zelandiae is the source of this 1152-nucleotide messenger RNA. RefSeq lists its product as uncharacterized. The transcript is spliced from 3 exons. NCBI's taxonomy places the organism in Eukaryota, Fungi, Ascomycota, Dothideomycetes, Pleosporales, Pleosporaceae. The record is from RefSeq and is a predicted model, not a curated record. Bases 1 to 1152 code for a protein of 383 amino acids.